Molecule: messenger RNA, 4490 nt
Organism: Sycon ciliatum
Lineage: Eukaryota; Metazoa; Porifera; Calcarea; Leucosolenida; Sycettidae
Product: phosphatidylinositol 3,4,5-trisphosphate 5-phosphatase 2-like
Exons: 29
Coding region: 1-3312 (1103 amino acids)
Biological process (GO): regulation of signal transduction; phosphatidylinositol dephosphorylation; regulation of immune response
Molecular function (GO): protein binding; phosphatase activity
Source: RefSeq, a predicted model, not a curated record
AUGUCGUACGUCACUGAUGGGGCACUGAAUGACUUAGAGUUUGUAAUGUCUCGUGCUGAUAAGCCAUACUUGCUGCACAAGCUUAUGAUGGAGUCAGGCGUGAAGCAUUUUCUCUACGUGUUUGUUGACAUUUCUACUUAUUGUGUACUUUGUGGACUACAGGCAAGUUCAAAGUACAGUCGACAGCUGAUGCUCCUUGCUGACUUCUUUGAUCUUUGCAAUGGUACUUCCGGUUCAUCACAGUUUGACAGGGAGCUGCUUGAGGCACCGAAAUCAGCACUGGAAUUGUCAGAUGUUAUGAAACGACUUUCGGCAUGUCAGGAACUUCUGUCAUCAAUCGACGCUAAGGCUACUCAUCUCAUGACAACGGUAGCGCAGCAAUACAAUACACCUGCUGGUCCACAAAAGUCCCAGUCUACCUCAUCCAUAACUUCAGUCAAAGGAUCUACAGUAGAGCAGGCUGUGCAGUCAUUUGAGACAAGAACAGAUUAUCAGUUCAAAUCGAAGACUAUUCUUACUGUCGAUGUUGAAGCUGGCACUUUGACAAUAACGCGUAGUGAUAAAGACGCUUCUGUCUAUUCCUGGAAUCAGAUCGUUCAGAUUAUCAAAUCAAGAAGUGCCAAGCAGAAGCUGGGUAUUCGUGUUGAAGGCAAAGCGAGGAAAGAUUUUGCCUUCAAUGACAAUAAGAGCCGCGAAGUGUUCUGCCAGCUCAUGCAGCUCAUACUCAAGCGUAAUUCUCAUGAUCAUGACGUCAGCAACAUCAGUGUCUUUAUCGGCUCAUUCAACAUGGGUGAUACUCCAUGUCCCAACGAUGUAACGAGUUGGAUCAAGAGCCAGGGUCUUGGCAAGACAUUGGACAAGUCUGUUAGCCACUAUGCACACGACAUGUAUGUUAUUGGUACACAAGAGAGUGGUACUAUGGGAGAGAAAGAUUGGAAAUCCGUCCUCUACCAGUGCACAGGCCUCGAGAUGAAAAUGGUUGAGCAAACCUCACUGUGGGGUAUCCGCCUGGUGAUCAUGGUCAAGGCUGAGCAUUACAACAAGAUCUCACACGUGCAAACAUCGCAGGUCAGAACUGGUGUUGCCAACACACUUGGUAACAAAGGUGCAGUGGCAGUGUCACUUCAUUUUGGAACCACGUCCAUGUGUUUCAUCUGCGCACAUUUGACAUCUGGAACAGAGAAAUGUACCAGGCGUAACAACAACUACCGUGACAUUCUGCGUGGCCUGCAGUUAGGUCAGCGUAGUCUGCAGCAGUUUGAUCUUACCAGUCAGUUUCAUCAUGUCUUCUGGCUUGGUGAUCUCAACUACCGACUGCAGUGUGAAGAUGAAGCAGGGGCCACUGCAAUCGUAAACCACAUCAAGGAGAAUAACCUGUCUGUGCUGCAUGAGAUGGAUCAGUUGAAGAGAGAGAAAGAGAAGGGCAAUGUGUUCUGCUCGUUCGAGGAGGAAGCACUCGACUUCCCACCGACCUAUCGCUAUCAGAGAGGCAGUCGCCAAAUCUACUCAUGGCGUAAAGAAAAGAAGAUGAGCGUCCGAAUCAAUGUGCCGUCAUGGUGUGAUCGCGUACUGUGGAAGAGCUAUCCAAGGACACAUCUACAGAACACUUCUUAUGGCUGCACAUCGGACAUCACAACCAGUGAUCACUCUCCAGUGUUUGCUUCGUUCAAUAUUGGCAUCUUGACUCAGUACACAGCUAAAGAUGGAGCACCCUCCACUGGUACUUACGUCCACUUCACCUAUGCAGCUGCGAUUAUUGGGUCCAGCAGUAAGACUGCCUACUACCUGGAAGUGCACUCCGAGUGUCUGAACAGCUCAGCACGCAGUGUGAACAACACGUCGUACCUGACACAUGACAAGCAGUCUGACUUUCGCAAGAGCUGUCCCAAAGUCCUGAGACACAUGUUGCACGACACCAGCUUUCCAGAGUGGUCUUCUACGCAGCUUGAGAAGAUGAGUCUUCAGCCUAUCCUGGCAGAUGAGGAGUAUCUGAUGCAUCAGCAUUUCUUUAUUGCUGUCAAAUCAGUCGAUGGUGAUGAAGUGUAUGGUGGUGGUGUUGUCGCUGCCGUGGAGUUCUUUUCACAGUCUCCUGUAGAAUUUGGAAUUGAGCUGACACGACAUGGCAAAGCAACUGGGUACUUACGUGGAAGCAUCUACAUUCCCGUCAAGACAACUCGCAACCCUUAUGAUGAUGUCAGUCUCAUCCAUGAAGAAGCAGAAGUCGACUCUGAAAGGGCUACUUCAGCAUCGAUGAUAUCGGCACCACCACACCUAGCGCCAGCGAGUCCUGUUGCCAUCCGUGGUCAGAGCUUGCAAGACACCAUGAGCCAACUUAGCGGUCUCCAACGGUCAUCCACUGGUCAUGCCAUGCCACCCAUACCUGUCUUGCAAUCUGAUAUUGAAGCGGUGCGUCUGAACCCAACACCAGCGUCAGCGUCAGGAGGCGGAGGGAGUACUUCAGUUGCACCACGUCCACCUGCCACUGCACCGCCUCCCUUGUCACGGCGUAGCAAUCCGGGUGGUAGCAUGCGUGUGUCCGCCACAUCUUCUGGCUUUGGCAGAGACUCUAGUGAUGUCGAUGCGCCACCUGUACCAGUCCGUCCUUCGCGCUCAAGAACGGCCACGGCAGAUCUGCGGGGCGAUGAAAAGCCAAGUAUACCUGCUAGAGCAGAAGAUCGUCCACCUGUACCAGUGAAGAAGGCACAGGGUAGUCGGCCAUCUCUCACGGAUCCUGCAAUCAAUUUCCCACAUUCAUUAGAUGUGGUAUCACCCAAAAGCAGCAUGGCAGCAUCACAGCCAUCCCAGUCAUCGUCAUCAGCCAUGUCGAGAUCAUCUUCUGAUGAGCGACCGCCCCUGCCACCGCCCAAUGCUAGCAGCGGAAUAGGCAUUGUGUCCUCUCGCCAUGGACCAGCACCUGCACCGCCAGCAGGGACAUCAUCUAUAGCGCCUGGAUCAUCACCAACACAUUCGGUUCUGAUGCGCUCGCGGUCUGCUCAGAUGGCCCAUCAGAACUCCUCACAUCGCCCUCGCCUAUCCACAGCUGACGCAGACCUUGCUGCCCCCGCGCACUCUAGAAGUCAUGCAGACAGCAGUCUCUCGCCCUUCCACAAUGGCAAACAAUCAACCGUAGCGGACUUUCUCAAAGAACUGGGACUAACUCGCUUCAUUGACGGCUUCUUACGUGAAGGCUGGGAUGACCUAGAGUUCUUGUCUCACAUGAGUUUAGGUGACCUGAGAAAGUGCGGAGUAACUAGCGGUGCUCAUCAAAGACAGAUCAUGGAUGCUGUGAAAAAUCUACAGUUGUCCAAAUAACUACUUCUGUCUUGUUGGCUGGGGCAGUGGUUGCAGUAUUACACUGUGACUGUUGUUGCUGCUGCUGCUGCUGAUGCCCUUAUUGGUAUUGUCUAUACACCGGAGUAGUACAUGAACUAGGACAUAUUGAUAUAGUCUAUUCUUUUUUAAAUGAAAUCAAGUUCAACAAAUAGUCCUGGUUUUUUGUUGUUUUUUUGUUCACGAAAGAAGCAUAGUUGAUUCUCGGUCAAACCCCUCUGGAUAGAGUUUUUUCUAUAUGCCAGAAGCAGCUUCCAUUUGCCUUCUACAUGACUCUAUGUGCGAUGCUCUCUCUCUACUCCUAAAUUAGUCACACGCACAUGAACACAUGUACAGCCUGCACACUCUGUGCAACAGCGCACCCUCCCCCACACGCGCAUACACCACAUGCACCUGCACAUGCUACUUCAAGCUGAUCUUUAAGUGCGCGCCUUUGACACAGCCAGUGUGCUGUUGCUAUUAUUCUAUUUUUCUUCAUCCAGACCAUAGAUUUCGUGAUCAGACUUUGUCUUUAUCUUGUUUUUAAUUUCUUACAGCAGAAGUCAUGCUGGCUCGCAGGGUACCCUGCUUGGUUUGUGUCCUGCAGGUGUAUACUGCUACCUAGCCCCCCCCCCCCCCCCAAUUAUCCCAAUUUUCAAUGUUGUGUUCCCACAUCACCCUUGACUGCCAUGAGGGCAGCAGCAAUACUGCUAGCCAGGCAGACAUCUAUGUGCCUAUGUGUUAUUAUCAACUUGUUUGCUGCCAGCUAUCACACAUUGCUUGGCUGCUCCCUGUAGCGGUCUUUACUCGCUGCGUUCUGUUAUUUGACCAUAUCCUUCUAAUGUUCAGAUGCAUGCAUACGCGUGCACACACACACACCAUACACCACACACCAUACACCACACACACGCACGCACGCACACACACACACACACACACACACACACACACACACACACACACACACACACACACAUACACAUACACAAACACGAAUAUGCUGCUCUUGCUCUACUUAGGAUUUUGCUCAACUUGGGAAGUAUUCCUCCUCGCUGAUGCGAACUGCUUCUGUUUUUCAAUUUUGUAUUUUUGUGUUAAUGCUCGGUUAUAACAGCUGAGUGCGUUCCCGUCUAUUGCUGGUAUGUGCUUUCUUUUUACUGAGAAUUCUCUGAGUGCCAUCA